UUUCACUCACAAAAAUCUCUAUUCUUCUUACACUACAAUGAUGGCCAUCCACACAUCCAUGGGUCACAAUACACUCUCUCUUCUUCUACUACUCUCAUUUUCACUUGCCGUCAGGGCCCGCCCAGCUUUGUUCCAGCAAGAUUUCAGAAUCACAUGGUCAGAUACUCAUAUCAAGCAAAUGGAAGGUGGAGAUGCCAUCCAGCUGACCCUAGACCAAUCUUCAGGAUGUGGGUUCGCUUCCAAGAACCAGUACUUGUUCGGGCGUGUGAGCAUGAAGAUCAAGCUCAUACCAGGCGACUCAGCUGGAACGGUUACUGCCUUUUAUAUGAAUUCAGACACCGAUACAGUCCGCGACGAGUUGGAUUUUGAGUUCUUGGGCAAUAGGACCGGGCAACCGUAUACCGUCCAAACGAAUGUGUACGCCCACGGGAAGGGCGAUAGAGAGCAAAGGGUCAACUUGUGGUUCGAUCCGGCCGCUGAUUAUCAUACUUACUCGAUCCUUUGGAAUCAUCAUCAAGUUGUCUUCUCCGUAGACGAGGUGCCCAUUCGAGUAUACAGAAACAACGAAGCAAAGGGCAUUCCAUUCCCAAAAGUCCAACCAAUGGGCGUCUACUCGACUCUGUGGGAAGCUGAUGACUGGGCCACACGUGGCGGUCUAGAAAAGAUCGAUUGGAGCAAAGCACCAUUCUACGCAUACUACAAAGAUUUCGACAUCGAAGGCUGUCUGGGCCAUGGUCCCCCCACCUGCGCAUCCAACCCCUCCAACUGGUGGGAAGGCCCAUCUUACCAACAGCUCGAUCCCGUCCAAGCACGUCGCUAUCGUUGGGUUCGUAUCAACCACAUGAUCUACGACUACUGCACCGACAAAUCCCGUUACCCCAUCACCCCUCCUGAAUGCAUCGCCACCGUUUAAUUCUCUAUUUAUCAGAUUAGAUCUCUCAUCCUCGAUAAUUGAAUCCUAUCCUUCCAAGUUACCCAAAUCAACGGUGGAUGAAAUUGGUAGAUAAUCUCUUCUUACGUACUAAUUGGUACACACGAUCUUUAGGUUGUGUGGACCUAUCCAUGCAAGGGGUAGAAUGGGAAUAAUAAUGUGUUGUAUAGUGAUACACACCGAUGUAUCGUGGCCUAUCUCUAUCUUCAUUUGUGUUUAUUAGCUGGAAACCGUUGUGUAAUAAAGUCAUUGCAUGAUUGUGAAAAUGAUGGCAGACGCACUGUUUAAACUUUUAAGAGUUUUGAAUAGUAAAAUGAAAAUCACCAACUGCGUUUUUACUGCA
Molecule: messenger RNA, 1274 nt
Organism: Magnolia sinica
Lineage: Eukaryota; Viridiplantae; Streptophyta; Magnoliopsida; Magnoliales; Magnoliaceae
Product: probable xyloglucan endotransglucosylase/hydrolase protein 7
Exons: 4
Coding region: 38-913 (291 amino acids)
Biological process (GO): cell wall biogenesis; xyloglucan metabolic process
Cellular component (GO): apoplast; cell wall
Molecular function (GO): hydrolase activity, hydrolyzing O-glycosyl compounds; xyloglucan:xyloglucosyl transferase activity
Source: RefSeq, a predicted model, not a curated record